Laccaria bicolor S238N-H82 is the source of this 5116-nucleotide messenger RNA. RefSeq lists its product as uncharacterized. Gene Ontology annotation, molecular function: clathrin light chain binding; structural molecule activity. Gene Ontology annotation, cellular component: clathrin complex; actin cortical patch; clathrin coat of coated pit. Gene Ontology annotation, biological process: Golgi to endosome transport; receptor-mediated endocytosis; intracellular protein transport. The coding region runs from base 1 to 5043 and encodes 1680 amino acids. Lineage: Eukaryota; Fungi; Basidiomycota; Agaricomycetes; Agaricales; Hydnangiaceae. The record is from RefSeq and is a predicted model, not a curated record. The transcript is spliced from 21 exons.
AUGGCCGCAGUGGACUCCUCCAAGCCCAUCGCAUUCUGCGAGCAUCUUCAACUUUCAAGUUUGGGCGUUCAACCAGCCUCCAUUUCAUUCCAGACUUUGACACUCGAAUCUGAUCAUUUCAUUUGCGUACGAGAAAAAAUCAAUGAACAGAACCAAGUCGUCAUCAUCGACCUCGCCGAUGCCAACAAUGUCCUACGGCGGCCAAUCUCCGCCGACUCUGCCAUUAUGCACCCCUCACAAAAGAUUCUUGCUCUGAAAGCUGCUCGCACAUUGCAAAUAUUUAACAUUGAGACCAAGCAAAAGGUCAAAUCUCAUGUCAACAGCGAGGACAUCGUGUUCUGGAAAUGGGUCAAUGAAACUACCAUUGGCAUGGUCACCGAAUCAUCCGUGUUCCACUGGACCAUCUCCGACCCCACAUCCCCUCCUCAGAAGAUCUUUGACCGCCAUCCUACUCUCGCUGGAGCCCAAAUAAUCAACUACCGCGUCACAUCUGAUGAGAAGUGGCUAGUCCUCAUUGGUAUCUCUGGGAACACAACAAACCCAUCCGCAUUCAAGGUCAAGGGCUCAAUGCAACUUUACAGCCGGGAACGCGGUGUCAGUCAACCAAUCGAGGGACACGCCGCUUCCUUCGCCGAGAUAAAGCUAGACGGCCACCAAAAUCCCACAAAGCUCUUUACAUUCGCUGUUCGCACUGCUACAGGGGCAAAGUUGCACGUUGUCGAGAUUGAUCAUCAAUCCCCCGAUCCUCCGUUCACUAAGAAGAAUGUCGAUGUCUACUUCCCACCCGAGGCGACCAACGAUUUCCCUGUGGCUAUGCAGGUAUCCAAGAAACACGGCAUCAUCUUUCUGGUCACGAAGUAUGGAUUCAUCCACUUGUACGACCUCGAAACUGGUGCUUGCGUAUACAUGAACCGGAUUUCUGGCGAGACGAUAUUUGUCACGGCAGAACAUGAAGCUACGAACGGCAUCAUCGGUGUCAACAAGAAGGGUCAAGUGCUUAGCGUUAAUGUUGACGAGCAAACGAUCAUUCCUUACAUAUUGACAACAUUGAACAACACCGAACUAGCAUUCAAGCUGGCCAGUCGUGCAAAUCUUCCUGGUGCGGAUGAUUUGUACAUUAAGCAAUACCAGCAAUUGUUCCAGAGUGGACAGUAUGGCGAGGCCGCCAAGGUCGCCGCUAACUCACCCCGAGGAAUCCUACGCACAGUCGCUGUCAUUGAAUCAUUCAAGUCGGCACCUACGCCACCUGGUGGACUCUCCCCCAUCCUGCAAUACUUUGGUAUCCUCCUCGAGAAGGGUGAACUAAAUCAUCUAGAGUCUAUUGAACUUGCGCGACCCGUUCUCCAACAAGGAAGAAAGCAACUCUUGGAAAAGUGGUUGAAGGAGCACAAAUUGACAUGCAGCGAGGAACUUGGUGACAUUGUACGGCUUCAUGACAUGAACGUUGCCCUCAGCGUUUACCUACGUGCCAACGUUCCAAACAAAGCCAUAGCUUGCUUUACCGAAACCGGUCAGACUGACAAGAUCGUGCGCUAUGCAAAGACAGUGGGAUAUACACCCGAUUAUGUUGCCUUGCUUCAACACAUCAUGCGCACCAACCCUGACAAGGGUGCGGAGUUCGCUGCUCAGUUGGUGAAUGACGAUUCUGGUCCCCUGGUUGACGUCGAACGGGUGGUCGAUAUCUUUAUUUCUCAGAAUAUGAUCCAACCUGCAACUUCAUUCUUAUUAGAUGCACUCAAAGACAACAAGCCCGAGCAAGGUCACCUACAAACUCGUCUUUUGGAGAUGAAUCUUGUCCACGCGCCUCAAGUUGCUGACGCUAUUCUCGGAAAUGAGAUGUUCACCUACUACGAUAGGCCAAGGAUUGCCAACCUUUGCGAGAAGGCUGGUUUGUUACAACGGGCGCUUGAACACUACGAGGAUAUCGCGGAUAUCAAGCGUGCCAUCGUUCAUACUACUGGUCUUCAACCUGACUGGCUUGUCAACUACUUCAGUCGCCUGACCACGGCGCAAUCCAUGGCCUGUUUACAAGAAAUGCUUCGGGUCAACAUCCGUCAAAACCUUCAAGUCGUUAUCCAAAUUGCCACGAAGUACUCUGACAUUCUUGGACCAGUCAAACUUAUCGAGAUGUUCGAGAGCUUCAAGAGCUUCGAAGGCCUGUAUUACUACCUUGGCUCUAUAGUCAAUCUGUCUGAAGAUCCAGAGGUCCACUUCAAAUACAUCCAGGCUGCUACCCGUACUGGGCAGAUCCGCGAGGUCGAACGCAUUUGCAGAGAAAGCAACUUCUACAACCCGGAGAAGGUCAAGAACUUCCUCAAAGAGGCGAAGCUUACCGAUCAACUCCCCCUUAUCAUUGUCUGCGACCGCUUCGACUUCGUUCACGACCUCGUUCUCUACUUGUAUCAGAACGGCCUCACCAAGUUUAUCGAGGUCUACGUGCAGCGCGUGAACUCGGUCAGAACUCCCCAGGUUGUUGGUGGUCUGUUGGACGUUGACUGCGAUGAGAUGACCAUCAAGGGUCUCCUCGCCUCAGUCACUGGCAAUUUCCCCAUCGACGAGCUUGUCCAUGAAGUUGAACAACGCAAUAGGCUGAAGUUGAUCCUUCCUUGGCUUGAAACUCGUGUUCAAGCUGGCAGCCAAGACCCAGCGGUGUUCAAUGCCGUAGCGAAGAUCUACAUUGACAGCAACAACAACCCCGAACAAUUCCUCAAAGAAAACAAUCUUUAUGAACCUUUGAUUGUUGGAAAGUUCUGCGAAGCUCGGGAUCCCUAUUUGGCGUAUAUUGCCUACGCGAAAGGUUUCUGUGAUGAAGAGUUGAUUUCAAUCACAAAUGACAACUCCAUGUUCAAGCAGCAAGCACGUUACUUGAUCAAGCGUCGCCAGCCCGACCUUUGGGCACAGGUUCUCGUCGCGGAUAACAUGCAUCGUCGGGCUCUUAUUGAUCAAAUCGUGGCGACUGCCCUUCCAGAGUGCACAGAUCCUGACGAUGUUUCGAUCACCGUUAAGGCCUUCUUGCAGGCGGAUCUGCCGAUCGAGCUCAUUGAGUUGCUGGAGAAGAUCAUCAUCGAACCGUCACCCUUCAGUGACAACAAGAAUUUGCAGAACCUUCUUCUCCUCACUGCUAUUCGCGCAGACAAGGGCAAGGUUGUUGGUUAUAUCAACAAGCUCCAGAACUACGACGCUGCCGAAAUCGCUAAAAUUGCGACGGAACACAGUCUCUACGAGGAGGCUUUGACAAUUUAUAAGAAGCAUGAGCAGCAUGCGAUGGCGAUCAACGUGCUGGUUGAGCAUAUUGUGUCGAUUGAUCGUGGGCUUGAGUAUGCCAACAAGGUCAACCAAACAGAAGUCUGGAGCAGACUUGCCAAGGCGCAGCUUGAUGGUCUGCGUAUCAAAGACUCCGUUGAUUCUUAUAUCAAAGCACAAGAUCCCUCUAACUUCUCAGAAGUGAUUGAGAUCGCCAAUCACGCUGGCAAGCACGACGACCUCGUUCGUUACCUUCAAAUGGCACGCAAGUCUCUUCGCGAACCCAAGAUUGACACAGAACUUGCCUACGCAUACGCCAAAACCGACCGUCUGCAUGAUAUGGAGGACUUCCUGGGCAUGACCAAUGUCGCAGACAUUCUCGAAGUCGGAGAGAAGUGCUUCGAGGAUGAGUUAUACCAAGCCGCCAAGCUGUUGUUCACCAGCAUCUCGAAUUGGGCCCGUUUGGCAACGACUUUGAUUUAUCUCGGAGAGAACCAAUCUGCUGUGGAGAGUGCCCGCAAGGCUGGGAACACACAGGUUUGGAAACAAGUCCACGCUGCUUGCAUUGAAAAAUCCGAAUUCCGAUUGGCUCAAAUUUGUGGUCUACACAUCAUCGUUCAUGCUGAGGAACUCAGUGCUCUCAUUCAACUUUACGAACGUCGGGGUCACUUUGAGGAAAUCAUCAGCCUUCUGGAAGCCGGAUUAAGCUUGGAACGCGCGCAUAUGGGUAUCUUCACCGAGCUGUCGAUCCUGCUCAGCAAGUACAAGCCAGCGAAACUUAUGGAACACUUGAAGCUGUUCGUUUCUCGCAUCAAUAUUCCCAAGGUUAUCAAGGCAACGGAAAAAGCGCACCUUUGGCCCGAACUCGUGUUCCUUUACAUCAAAUAUGAUGAGUUUGAUAAUGCUGCUCUGGCCAUGAUUGAACGCUCUUCUGACGCUUGGGAACACAACCAAUUCAAAGAAGUCAUCGUUCGGGCAGCAAACGUGGAGAUAUACUACAAGGCAUUGUCGUUCUACCUCCAGGAGCAGCCAACGCUGUUGACAGAUCUGCUUAGCGUUCUCAUCCCGCGUAUCGAUCAUAGUCGUGUCGUUCGUAUGUUCCGCCCAAUGGACCACAUUCCCCUCCUUCGUUCGUAUCUUAUCGCCGUACAACAUCUCAACAUUGAAGCUGUCAAUGAUGCAUACAACGACCUCUUGAUUGAGGAAGAAGAUUACAACACACUCCGUGAUUCUAUCGACAGCUUCGACAACUUCAACAACAUCAGCCUUGCUAAACGCUUGGAGAAACAUGAGCUUCUUGAAUUCCGCAGACUUGCUGCUCAUUUGUACAAGAAAAACGCGCGAUGGGAAGAGUCAAUAUCGCUCUCGAAACAAGACAAAUUGUACAAGGAUGCAAUGGUCACCGCCGCUGUUUCGGCAUCGACAGAGGUUGCCGAGGAGCUACUUUCAUAUUUCGUGGACAUUGGAAACAAGGAGUGUUUUGCCGCUCUCCUAUACGUCUGCUUCGAUCUCCUCCGCUCCGACAUUGUGGAGGAGCUCUCAUGGCAACACGGCCUCACUGACUUCUAUAUGCCUUACAAAAUUCAAGUGCAACGGUCGCUGGUGGAAAAAUUGGCUCAGCUUGAGAAGGAAGUCAAGGAGCGGUCGAAGAAGGAUGCACAAAAGGAGCAGACAGAGUCUGAGGCUCCCAUCAUCAACCCUGGUGGCUUUGGUAGUACAUUGCUGUUGACGAACGGUUUCGUUGGUCAAGCUCCUCCGGUGAAUGGCAUUCCAUAUGCCAUGACUGGGUUUGGUCAUUGAUUUCCCCCUCGUCAUAUGUGUAUAGCUGGAUGUAUAAUUUUGUUCCCUUCACUAAUUGGAUGCUUUCGUUUUC